Gryllus bimaculatus (two-spotted cricket) is the source of this 285-nucleotide messenger RNA. NCBI's taxonomy places the organism in Eukaryota, Metazoa, Arthropoda, Insecta, Orthoptera, Gryllidae. The record is from the annotation of a GenBank genome assembly.
CAGCCCUCAGUUUUAAGAGUAAGCCCUCAAGGUGACGGACGACAUCACAGAGAGGCGGCUUGGACGACGCACUGUAGCCACGUCAUGUUUGGUGAAGGGAGGCCAUAUGCCACCCAAUGCACGGGAGUCUCCAACGCCAGCAAACAGGAAGGAGAUAGGAAAGGCGGACUGGUGGUACAGGUAGAAUUAGGUAAAUAUGAGGCGAGAAUGGGUCGGAUGGUGACGGCGCGGACAUGGUGUAGGAAAAAGAACAGCGCGAACGGCGUGGCGGUGGUGCCAGAGGAG